AUGACCAUCCCCAUCGCAACAAUAACCUCCUUCCGCACCGCCUACAACCCCUUCUCGCGCGCCUCACGGCCCUGCAGACUCUUCCUCGGCAUGCUGCGCACACCCGGAAACCAUCCCCGCCAGCAGCCCGACUCACAUCGAUAUCAAGGUCAAGCAAUUGCCGCGGAACUCGACCGAGUCGCCGACCAUGACGGUUGGGUUUAA
Messenger RNA from Penicillium bovifimosum, 204 nucleotides. Its product is annotated as mitochondrial 54S ribosomal mL53 protein. The transcript has a single exon. Lineage: Eukaryota; Fungi; Ascomycota; Eurotiomycetes; Eurotiales; Aspergillaceae. The record is from RefSeq and is a predicted model, not a curated record. The coding region runs from base 1 to 204 and encodes 67 amino acids.